Toxotes jaculatrix (banded archerfish) is the source of this 2367-nucleotide messenger RNA. RefSeq names its product adenosine deaminase 2-A-like. Gene Ontology annotation, biological process: inosine biosynthetic process; adenosine catabolic process. The transcript has 10 exons. The record is from RefSeq and is a predicted model, not a curated record. Gene Ontology annotation, molecular function: adenosine deaminase activity. Lineage: Eukaryota; Metazoa; Chordata; Actinopteri; Toxotidae. The coding region runs from base 306 to 1826 and encodes 506 amino acids.
CUCAAUCCCCUGGAAGUAAACAAUCAGGUGAAUUUGUGCAAGGGAAACAGACGCCUUUACCCUUUACAGCUGUGCUCAUUUCUUAGCUUGUUUCAUUUUCGUGAGAGCGUCGUAAUUUAACUUGACAGAAACGUACAGGUAUUUACAGCUGACACCGUCCCGUGAGUGUUUCCGUGGUCCAGUUUCAAAAGUCCACGGGACUGUUUUACAAAACCGCCGUCGUCAGCUGCUACCUAUUGUGCUCUUACUGUUAAAAUACAGUAUUUCACCUUCACCAGACGCUGCGAAGGUAAUAUUAAAGGACCAUGGUAGGUGAGCAACAGCGCCCCCACGCGGCUGUGGCCUGUCUGCUCUUCUCGUGCUACUUGACCGGUUGCCUGUCCAUGCCAGACCCCAGACAAAGAGAGGCCCUUAUACAGCUGGAGGCUUCCAUGCAGACAGGUGGGCAGAUGGUGCUGAGCAAUGCUGAGCAGCGGCUGGACUCUCUGCUGUUUAAAAUGAAGCAGGAGGAGAUGACGAGACCAGAAUGCCCUCCCACCAUGCACUUCUUUAAGGCCAGACACCUCAUCAGGACCAGUCCCAUCUUCAGCCUGCUGCAGAAGAUGCCUAAAGGGGGAGCUCUCCAUGUCCACGACUUCUCCAUGGUUGACAUAGAGUGGCUGGUAAAGAACGUGACCUAUCGGCCCCACUGCUACAUGUGUUUCACUGACAACCAGUCCAUCAGGUUCAUCUUCUCGUCUCAGUUGCCCAAACCUCUGCCACACUGCUCUCCCUGGACCCUGCUGGAAAACCUCAGGGCCAAGACGAUCAACACCACAGAUCUAGACAACAGCAUCAUGGGAAACCUGACCCUCUUCACUGAUCAGGACCCAGAAACUGUGUACCCCAGUCAGGACGUGGUGUGGGAUAUGUUUGAACAGACCUUCCUUGCAGUGUGGGGUCUGGUCACAUACGCUCCUGUGUUCAGAGACUAUUACUACCAAGGCCUCACCCAGUUCUACAUGGACAACGUCAUGUAUUUGGAACUACGGGCUUCACUCCCGGAGAUAUACGAAUUGGACGGCAGCACUCAUGACACAGCCUGGACUCUGAAGACCUACCAGGAGGUCACUAAACAGUUCACAGCGGACCACCCAGACUUCUAUGGAGCAAGAAUCAUCUUCACACUCCACAGGGGAGUAAAUAUGUCCAUGAUGACUGGAGGUGUGGAGAAGGCUAUGAAGCUACAGAGGGACUUCCCAGAUAUCAUGGCUGGCUUUGACCUGGUAGGCCGUGAGGACGUGGGCAAAACCCUGUGGUACUUCAGAGAUGCCUUAUCACUGCCAGCAGAGAGAGGGGUCACACUUCCUUUCUUUUUCCAUGCUGGAGAGACUGAUCUCGAGGGCACAGAGGUCGACCAGAACAUGCUGGAUGCACUUUUGUUUAAUACCUCACGCAUUGGUCAUGGAUUUGCUCUGCAUCGCCACCCAGUGGUCAGAGAUCUAUCCAAGAAGAGAGGGGUGGCUGUGGAAGUCUGCCCAAUCUCCAACCAGGUGUUAAAAUUGGUAAAUGAUAUGCGAAACCAUCCAGCAGCUGCUCUGAUGUCAGAGAACCACCCACUGGUCAUCAGCUCUGAUGACCCUGCCAUUUUUGGUGCCUCAGGCCUCUCUUAUGACUUCUAUGAAGCUUUUGUGGGCUUUGGUGGGCUUAGAUCCCACUUAGGCUCCCUCAAAGAGUUGGCCAUAAACUCUAUAAGGUACAGUUCUUUGACUCCAAAGCAACAGGAGACAGCUUUGGCUCUGUGGCAGAGACGAUGGGAUAAAUUUGUCUCAGAGAAUGCCUUUUAGAAGGAAAACCAACCAAAGUAUUUUUUAAAACAAUUUCUUAAGGACAGUUGUAAAAUUACUUCAUGCUUUCUUGAGAAAGGAAUACCUUCUGGCAUAGGGGAAUUAUGAAUGGAAAUGGAAAAUGUAAACAGUGCUGCACGGGGGGAUGGGAGCAGGUGUUAAAAGCUGUUUGAUUUCUCUUUUUAAAGUGUUUGUGCUUGUAAGUGUGUAAUAGGUAGUUUGUUGAAAUGGAUGUUAAAUCCUGUGGACCUCUUGGAGGACGCAGUAGAUUUGUUUUUUGGUUGGUUUUUUUUUUUUUACAUUGUUUUACUGUUUUUUUCCUUACUUGAAUGUAAUUUCAUGGAAAUAUAAAGGCGCACAGCCAUGGCCUUCGCACAUGCAGGCACAUUUUACAAAAUCUGUGACAAAACUGCAAAAGAAACAGUAUAUAAUGUUUGCCUUUGGCUAUUUUUGAAGCGUUUGCCAAGAUUCCUGUGAGCAUUUAAAUAUUUUGAACUGUGUGAACUGAAUUUGACAUAAAUAAAAACAACUGCUGAUUUAC